Brettanomyces nanus is the source of this 1194-nucleotide messenger RNA. RefSeq lists its product as uncharacterized. The coding region runs from base 1 to 1194 and encodes 397 amino acids. Gene Ontology annotation, cellular component: endoplasmic reticulum; Golgi apparatus. Gene Ontology annotation, biological process: protein targeting to membrane; peptidyl-L-cysteine S-palmitoylation. The transcript has a single exon. Gene Ontology annotation, molecular function: protein-cysteine S-palmitoyltransferase activity. NCBI's taxonomy places the organism in Eukaryota, Fungi, Ascomycota, Pichiomycetes, Pichiales, Pichiaceae. The record is from RefSeq and is a predicted model, not a curated record.
AUGGGAUUCACUUUGAUAGUACUUCUGGUAGUUAUCUUUGCACUUCUAGCCUUUAUUAUUCUUUUUGGAGAACUACCGUCUUACCAGGGGACGAUAGUCUCAUAUAGUCAUCAUCUUAUAGUCAAGACUAUCUAUAAUGAAAUCAUUCUGGAUAGAAUACGUGCUUUGGACGAUCGCUACUUCCAGGGAAGUAUUUUGCAUGUUUGUGGUGCCAUCGGAUGGCUUGGUGGCUGGAUAGUGCCAUGCUUCUAUCUUAUUGUCAUAGGAGAAUGCAUCGAUCUCUUCUUUAAGCAUCCUUACAGACAGCUGGUACAUUACCAGGACUCUUGGUCCAACCAGCUCGUUCCUCUCAUUAUUCCUUCUUUAUUGGUGAACUUUGCCUCUUUUGGUCUUGCCGUCUUUGCCGAUCCGGGAAAAUUGCCACCUCAGAAUCUAAUCGACCUUACUAAGAUUAAUUCUAUCUUCCCGUAUGAUGAAUUGAUCUAUGGAUCUGGUACUGAAUGCCGUACAUGCCGUCAAUUGAAGCCGGCAAGGAGCAAACAUUGCUCUAUUUGUGAUAAAUGCAUUUUGAUGUUUGACCAUCACUGUAUUUGGCUCAAUAAUGAUGUUGGCUACUACAAUUAUCGAUAUUUCUUUAUCUUUCUUUGCUCUAUUUGCUGGAUUCUAAUAUAUGGAGGUAUACUGUGUCUUAUCUCUCUACAUGUAUAUCUGAUAAACGAGCAGAUACCUCCAGAGAUAGCUGCAGAGUUUUCCAUUAAAAGGUAUUGGCAUGUUAUCAUUAGAACCAACGUAACAAAUAGAGUUACUGGGGUGCUUCUUUUGCUAUGCACUUUCCUUCUACCCGUUGUGAUUGCCUUCUUGGGUGAACACAUCUGGCUCAUAUACAUAGGUGUCACUACUAACGAGACCGCCAAAUGGGAUUACGUAAAGGACUUGGUGUCCAAUGAUCUACUAUUCAGAAUGGAUACCGUCAACGAUGACCAUACUUACCUCAUUUUGGAAAGACAGGGAAGCUGGAACAGACCGUCAGAGUUCUCCAAACUAAAAGAUGGUACAGAAUGUAGCGACUUUGGAAACUCAGACCUCGUUAAAAUCACUAGCUGGAAAGAUAUGACCAACGUCUACGACCAGGGCUUUGUCAGAAACUUCAAGAUGAGGAUGCUGCCUCAAUCGGUUCUCAAAAAUGUUAAGUAA